UGAGCGAUCGUGACGCGCGGGAGCAUCACUUCCCUCCGACCAGGCAGCCCGCAUCCCGGCACCGCCAUCCGCACCCGACAACUGCCCUCCAUUCGCAACCUCGGUCGGUUCCUCGACUCUGCCUCUCAACACCACAUUCCAUCCGCAUCCUGCGUCGACGCUCCAUCCGCUUCCGCAUAUCAUUUGCACCCGCAUCAGCAUUGACUCUCCCGUAUAUACAUAACCAUAAUCAAUAUCAUCAUCAUCUACCGCUCUCCUGUGAUCGACACACGCCUCUUUAUCAACUCACGUCAUGUCGGAGCCCUGGGUAGCUGGAAAGAUCUACACUCCGGGACAGAUCGUCACGUAUCAGGGCACGCAGUUCACUGCAACUGUGCUGCAUCACUCCAAACUUGGCGAAGAACCUGUUCGCAAUACCAAGUCGUGGGAGCCGUCUGGCUUCGAUAACAGCAGCCUGCAGGCCACGAGCAUAGCGAUCCAUUCCACAUCGCCCGUGGCCGAGUCCCUCCUGGUCCUCAAGAAUCUGGGCAGAAGUGCCAGCGGCGGCAGUCCCACGACUAGCAGGAUCGAAUGGGUUGCCUGCACAUUCGACUCUGUACCCCAGAAUGCCAUCAAUGGCGGCCAUGACCGAUACGGCAAGGUGUAUUACAUCGGCCGGGCUAUCCUGCCUUCGUCGAUCCAUGUUGGCAAAGUUCUUGAGGGCACCUUUGGAGGCGUCGAAGUGCCCUGGAGCAACCGCGAGAACGACCCCAACGGCGUCUCGAUCUUUGAUCAGUUCGAGAUUCUCACCGGGUCGGCUCGUGGCUUGCACUGGGCCGACAGCAAAGGCAAAUUGGUUGGUGUCGAGCUUGGUCUCUACGUCCGCGGAGGCACCAGCCCCGAAGGAAAGCCCACCUUUGUUGGCCGCGCCAGUGUCGACGGCGAGCUCAUCGUGGGCGAGUGCGGCGAGCACAUUCUCGAAGGCUUGCGGGUCGUUCACCAGGGCCGAGUUGUGCACGUCUACAACUACCAAGUGCUGGAAUACAAGACGGUUGUAUAGAGAACUGCAAGCGUGCCGUCGCACUGUCGAAACAGCGGUUCAUCUCUCGAUAUCAAAUGGCC
This is a messenger RNA of Polychytrium aggregatum, 1101 nucleotides long. RefSeq lists its product as uncharacterized. Gene Ontology annotation, biological process: carbohydrate metabolic process. Gene Ontology annotation, cellular component: extracellular region. NCBI's taxonomy places the organism in Eukaryota, Fungi, Chytridiomycota, Chytridiomycetes, Polychytriales. Bases 293 to 1039 code for a protein of 248 amino acids. Gene Ontology annotation, molecular function: hydrolase activity, hydrolyzing O-glycosyl compounds; carbohydrate binding. The transcript has 3 exons. The record is from RefSeq and is a predicted model, not a curated record.